Molecule: messenger RNA, 1929 nt
Organism: Harmonia axyridis
Lineage: Eukaryota; Metazoa; Arthropoda; Insecta; Coleoptera; Coccinellidae
Gene: Samtor
Product: S-adenosylmethionine sensor upstream of mTORC1
Exons: 2
Coding region: 217-1107 (296 amino acids)
Biological process (GO): negative regulation of TORC1 signaling
Source: RefSeq, a predicted model, not a curated record
UGGAGUAAACACUGAAUAUGAUUUAGAACUUGUUCCGCCGUUCCGGGCUCUAGAAAUUUUUGAUAACCUCAACCUUUGGUGUUGAAUUGAAGUUAUUUAUUUUUUAAGAAUAACUAAAAUAUCUUAACAUGUCUUAAAUAACUUUUACUUUGCUUAGAAAUUGUGUGUUUGAAUUCAACUGGAAGAGGCAUCACUUGCAUUUGAAAAUUUGAUGGGAUGGCGUCUGAGGAGCAGUUGAAACUUUCGAAUUUAAUAAAAUCAGUGCACUCCAAUCUGAGAGAAAAAUCAAAAAAGAUAGGUGUUUCAGAAGCAUGGAAGGAACAUUGUAAGAAUAAUAAUCUAUUGAAAGAAUAUUCAGUAGCUAUGAAAACACUAGCAACUAAUUAUUGGCAAAGUAAUUUCACAAAAAAAUGUAAUGCCUACUCCAGAAUCGUAUGGAUCUAUUACUAUAGUCUGAAUUAUUUCAUUGGUAAUGAAGCAGAAAGAGAAAUAUUGAGACAAAGACAACGGGAAGUUGAGAUUGCUGAAAAAAUUGAUGUUUCCAUUGAUCAGGACUUACCAUUACCUCAACUACCUUUAAAAUUACUAGAUGUAGGAAGUUGUUUCAAUCCAUUUUCCAUUUAUGAAAUUUUUGAAGUUUUAGCUAUUGAUAUUGCACCUGCAAGUCCUUCUGUUGAAAAAUUAGAUUUCCUUGAAGAGGAAGAGGAAUCCAAUGAUUUACCACAUAGUUCUUUUGAUAUUGUUGUAUUCAGUUUAUUUUUAGAAUACAUCCCAUGCCCAGAUUUAAGAUUUAAGUGUUGUGAGAAAGCACUUACAUUGCUGAAACCUGAGGGUCUUCUAUUUAUAAUAACACCAGACUCUAAACAUGUUGGAGCAAAUGCUCAGCUAAUGAAGUCUUGGCGUUUUAUGCUUGCAGAGAUAGGAUUUUCUCGAAUAAAAUAUGAAAAGUUGCCUCAUAUUCACUGUUUGGCUUUCAGGAAGAGUCUUCAUCCAAAAAUAACAGAGCGUUGGGCAGUGUUGCAUAAAAAUUGUCAGGUUUACAAGAAAAUGUUCAUUCCUCAAGAUUUGCUUGACCAUAAAGCUGAUGAGAAAAAUUGUUCUGAUUAGAUUGAAAGUGAUGAAAUUACAAGGAAACAACAUAAUGAUGCCCUAUUGUAUAUUUCUGAAAUUGAAUACACCAGAAACAUCUGAGGACUAAUUGUUGUCGUGAUAUUAAAAUUGGACUAUAUGUUCGAUAGUUAUUUGGGCAUCUGUGCGGUUAGUUGUUACCGACCUUUCGGCAAGCAUUCGCCUGCAGUCUUCAGGGUACUGAUCUUGAGGAGAACGGAUUUUCUGGUUCUGAGAAGAACCAUUUGCCAAACUGCAUCUGUCGGAACUUGUACGCACCAUACUUUUUUUAGAGUUGAGCCCUGUUCAUGUUGGAGCAACUGACAACUUUUCCUUGACACCACCAAAUUAGAAAGGAGUCGGAACUCGAACAAACUGCGCAUCCCGAAAAUUCAACUACUGCGUAUGCCGGAAGUAAGGUGUACAUUAUAUUAAGCUUAAUGCAUAUGGAUUACUACCUAGUUCUGUAGACUAAUGGUGAUUGCAACCAAUCUAACCUGGGUUCAACUGGGAUAACCUCAAUACGAACUCUAAAAAAGUAUGGUGCCUACAAGUCCCGACAGAUCUAGUUUAGCAAAUGGUUCUUCUCAGAACCAAACAAUUGGUCCUUCUCAAGACCCUGAAGAUGACAGGGGAAUGCUUGCCGAAAGGUCAGUAACAACCAACCACACCGAUAAUGGAAACAGCCCAAAUAACUAUCUAACAUCUAAGCAAUUACUAUCACUCAUUUUGUCGUGAAGAUCCAUAAAUAGAGAGUGAAAUAAAAAACUAAUCUAUGAAUAAUUGUAAUAUUUUGAGAUUCAUUAAAUCCUUUUAACAUUA